Molecule: messenger RNA, 1323 nt
Organism: Drechmeria coniospora
Lineage: Eukaryota; Fungi; Ascomycota; Sordariomycetes; Hypocreales; Ophiocordycipitaceae
Product: phytanoyl-CoA dioxygenase family protein
Exons: 2
Coding region: 1-1323 (440 amino acids)
Source: RefSeq, a predicted model, not a curated record
AUGACGGUGCGCGUUGCGUGGUGCGUGAGAGGCGUGGUCCGCAUCCCGCGCGGCGUCGAGGAGGGUGCUUCGUUCCUCGUGAUGCCUCCGCCCGGGGCAGGCACCGGACAUGGCCCGCUUCGCGCCGUCGGCGGGAGGCAUGAUCGAUCGCGUGAUGCCAGCGGAGAGCGGAGAGGCGCAACGACGAUGCGGCCCCGGCGGUGCCAGACCGGGGUGGUGAGUGGACUGCGCCGUGGCAGAGCAUAUAUAUAUAGCCCACGCCAGCCGUGCGCUUGCGACGGCGGCGCACCAAGGACAGACGGUGCCUGCGGUCGCAUCGAAACGAGACACGGCCAAGCACACGCGGAAAUGGCCUGCGCCGAGCACACGAACGCGUCCUUCCCGACCGAGGCCGGCACGAGGCUCGCGACCGUCGAUGCCCUCGCCCCCACGACGGACCACGCGCUCCUCGCGUCCCUCCUCGAGCGCGACGGCGCCGUCAUCGUCAGGAAUUUCGCCUCCGUCAACCUCUGCGCACGCAUCCGGGCCGAUCUCGGGCCGCACUUUGACAGCGACCGCGCCGACAAGUCGGGCUUUUUCCCCGCGACAACCAAGCGCGCCCACGGCGUGCUGCGGCACUCGGACGCCGUGGCCGAGCUCGUCGUCCGCCCGCUCUUCAUCGACGUCGCCAACGAGAUGCUGACAUCGCGCUACACCUACUGGGAGGGCCAGAGGCAGCUCUCGGUCGCGGGCAAGCCGCAGAUCGCGAGCAUCGUCGGCUUCAGAGUCGAGCCGGGGGGCACCCAGCAGCCGCUGCACAGGGACGACGCCGACUACCACGCUCGGAACUGCGACUUUCCCGUCAUGCUCGGCUGCGUGACGGCCUUGACGAAGACGACGCGCUCCAACGGGGCGACGGUGGUGAUCCCGGGGAGCCACAGGUGGGGGCCGCAGCGCUGCCCGCGCGACGACGAGGCCAUCCCCGCCGAGCUCGACGUCGGCGACGCCACCAUCUUUGUCGGCAACGUCUACCACGCCGGCGGCGCCAACAGCACAAGGUUCGUGUCGCUCGCCCUGGUUCGGGGACUCGCCGUCGCUGACCGGCCGGGCAGGGACGAGGCUCGCGAGACCAUCGGCGUCUUCCUCUGCAAGGGCACCCUCCGGCAGGAGGAAAACUCGUACCUCGUGGUGCCGCCCGAGAUGGCCAAGGCCCGGGGCUUCUCGCCGCAGCUGCUGCGGCUGCUCGGCUACGGCGUCUGCCCGCCGGCGCUGGGGCUGUACGAGUACCAGGACCCGAUGAAGGUCCUCUUCGGCGUCGACGACGGCGAGACGGUGCAGCGGUAG